AUGGUGCUGCUAAGCAAUGUUGUAGUGUUUCUUCUUGCGAUGAAACUUCGAACAAUAAGAAAAGAAAAAAAGAAAAGAAGAAAGAUGAAGAGAAAGAUGGUUGGAAGAGAACAAGCACCAUCAGAAAGAAGUACAAGUGUUCGUCAGACAUCUUCUGAAGAGAAACCUGUCAGAAUGCACACUGCGAGUGAACUCGUUGUAAAGGCUGCACGAAAACUUCCAACGAUGACGCUAGACGAAAAGAAAGCCGUGAAGAAUCGCGUUAAGAACCUCUUGCAGUUGCGUGAUACGAAGAAGAGGGAAACUACUAAAUCACAGGAGUCCUUUGAAUCUCAAAGCAGUUCUGCUACUCACGCGAAAGGUUUCGUGGCACCGAAUUUACUCAGGAAACAGGAAACAAUGUUUGGAAGGCUUUUUCAUUCAUGGAAUGCUUAA
Necator americanus (New World hookworm) is the source of this 435-nucleotide messenger RNA. RefSeq lists its product as uncharacterized. The transcript has a single exon. The coding region runs from base 1 to 435 and encodes 144 amino acids. The record is from RefSeq and is a predicted model, not a curated record. Lineage: Eukaryota; Metazoa; Nematoda; Chromadorea; Rhabditida; Ancylostomatidae.